AUGGCAGUUAGCAAUUCUGUAGCGACAACGGAGAGCUUGUACGAGUUGUUAGGGAUUCCUGUGAGCGGUAGUCACGACGAUAUCAAGCGUGCCUACAAGCAGCUCGCGAGGAAGUACCACCCCGACGUCUCGCCACCGGAUCGUUCGGAGGAGUACACGCAUCGCUUUAUUCUGGUGCAGGAAGCUUACGAGAUUCUCUCGGAUCCUGAAUGUCGUGCCCAGUAUGAUCGCUACCUUGCCAGUGGCCUCCACUUUGCUUUCUCCGCCCGAAGGCAGCUCGAUGAGGAGCUGCGGGGGAAAUCUCGAUGGAAAAAUCGCUGGCAGCAUCAGCUUGUAGAGCUGAAGAGGAGGAGCAUGAUUAAGAAUUCAGGCGGCAAUCUCUCUUGGGGAGCUCGCAUGCGGAAACAAAGAGCUGAUUCUUCAGCAGAUUUGCCUUCUUCUUCUCAAUCAUGUCCUGAAGCUCCAUCCCAAGCUUGGAUUCAGCAGUUAUAAGCUAAGGCUGUGGAUUUCAAGUUCAAUUUUUAUGAAGAAAGAGGAAAGGUCAAAUGUCUCAUAAGUGCCAAAUUAUGAUGGUGGUUUUUACAGGAUGAGAAGCUGAAAUAGUUAUGCAAUUUUCUUUUGACAUUACUGCUAACUAAAGUACCCUUUUAGGCUUUGAUGUCUAUAUUGUAAAUAUAUAUCUGUUUUCAUUCUCUCUGUCACAUAUGUUACUAUGUUCUCAACAUUUCUGUGAACUGAAGAAAUCAUUUCAUGAUGGGAGCUUUCUAUAUCUUA
This is a messenger RNA of Phalaenopsis equestris, 774 nucleotides long. RefSeq names its product chaperone protein dnaJ 20, chloroplastic-like. Gene Ontology annotation, cellular component: chloroplast. Lineage: Eukaryota; Viridiplantae; Streptophyta; Magnoliopsida; Asparagales; Orchidaceae. The coding region runs from base 1 to 492 and encodes 163 amino acids. The transcript has 3 exons. The record is from RefSeq and is a predicted model, not a curated record.